This is a messenger RNA of Pseudovirgaria hyperparasitica, 2050 nucleotides long. Its product is annotated as amidase. The coding region runs from base 244 to 1965 and encodes 573 amino acids. The record is from RefSeq and is a predicted model, not a curated record. The transcript has 7 exons. NCBI's taxonomy places the organism in Eukaryota, Fungi, Ascomycota, Dothideomycetes, Acrospermales, Acrospermaceae.
AUCCAGCAUAUUUUCUAAAUUUUGAUGUAAACUAGGGUUCAAUUUCUUGCAGCAAGGAUAUCUCACAGAAGCUAUAUGAUCGAGCGACCUAUCAACACGCGACUAGUAAGUUGUGCAACAGUGUAGCGCAACCGUUCUUACCUCCGGUCACAUUGUGCAUCAAUGGGUGUCUUUUACAUCACACAUUGUACACGCAUCUGACACAGAGCGGCUAUAGUCGCUACAUGAAAAUCUUGCUUAGUUAUGGCGAUGCAAGGCGAACCUCCAAAACCGGAUUGGCAACGCAUUGCUCAAGCCAAACGGCAAUCAGUCGUAGACAAGAUUCCGGCGUCGUGGAGACUAUCUGAGGCAGACCGGCCUUCACCAUCCACACUUCCGAAUGUCAUCGAGCAUAUCACUCAAUUCCUCACUCCACAUGAACUACAAAUUACGAAUGCAACGCCACGCAAGAUACUCGAAAAUGUGCAUAGCUUAAAUUGGUCUUCGGUAGAGGUAACGGCCGCAUUUUGCCAUCGGGCUGCACUUGCACAUCAAUUGACCAAAUGUCUAGUGGAGAUCCGUUUUGAUGAAGCUCGCCAGCAGGCCGAGGAUCUAGAUGCGUAUAUCAGAGAGUCGGGAAGACCUGCAGGUCCUCUGCAUGGUCUACCAGUAAGCCUCAAAGACCGUUUUCAUAUUCGAGGCCUCGAGAGCUGCUGUGGCUAUGUCAGUUGGCUUGGUGAUCACAAGACUGAAAAUGACGAAGGCGUCCUGGUCCAUCGCUUACGACAUGCUGGUGCGAUACUAUACGCCAAGACGAAUAUUCCAAUGAGCAUGCUGAUAGGCGAAACCACUAACAACAUUAUUGGCUCCACAAUAAACCCGUUCAACAGGAAUUUGUCCGCAGGAGGUGCUUGUGGUGGCGAGGGAGCUUUGAUCGCCAUGGGAGGGUCUCCUAUCGGCUGGGGGACGGAUAUUGCAGGAUCCAUACGCAUUCCAUCUUCGUUCAACAACCUAUUUGGUCUGCGCCCUUCCUACGGCCGGAUGUCAGCAAGUGGACUAGCUACCACUCUUCCAGGCCUUCCAACUGGUGGGACUGUGAUUGGACCUAUGUGUGGAGAUUUACCAUCGCUGACAAUGAUGACAAAAUGGUUCAUCAAUGCGAAGACUUGGCAAGAUGACUACGAAGUCAUCGAUAUGCCUUGGAACGAAGAAAGGUGGACAAACACACGCAGUAGGAUAUGCCAAGAAGGUCAGAGCAAUGGAAGUCUUGUAUUCGCAGUCAUGAUGGGUGAUGAAGCUGUGUGGCCGCAUCCUUCGGUUCGUAGAGCUCUAGUAACCUUGAUUGGAGCUUUGAAGCAACGAGGCUAUGAGGUAAUCACUUGGAAUCCUCCACCUCAUUCAGAGGCUGCAGACAUCUUUUUCCGAAUUCUAGGGUCUACAGCUGGACAUGCUAUACGCGAAGCUGUGAACGCCAGUGGGGAAACACCUAUACCACAGAUCGAAGAUCUUUUCAACACAGCCUCGGACCCAUCGCCAACCUCAGACUUCUGGGAGCUUUGCGAACAGCGGGAGCGUUUCCGCACAGCUUACCACCGGUACUGGAAGUCUACUCAGAAUCUCACUGCGUCGCGGAGGCCUGUCGACGGAGUGAUUUUGCCAACGGCAGCGCAUGCAGCUGCACCAGAGCAAUCCUUCACAUAUUUUGCAUAUUCUGCCGUUCCAAGUAUGCUCGACUUUACAACCGGCACUGUGCCUGUGACUUUUGCAGACCCAGAACUCGAUCGUAUGUUCAUGGAUGAUCCCCCCCGGCCUUUUCGAUCCCCUAAGGAUGAAAUAAAUUAUGAGCUGUAUCAAAACAACACCUCUGCUGGUUCGCCCGUCGGCAUACAGGUAAUGGGCCAAAGACUCCAAGAGGAGAAAGUUCUAGCCAUGAUGGAGGCAGUCAAAGCAGCUCUGGACGAAUAUGACCCCCUCGCGCCUCAAUAGUGAACAACCAUGGACGUUUCGUGAAUCAAACACGAUACAGAUAUCAGUCAAGAGGGCCCAUCUCUACGAUUAAUCAAUAGCCUAU